This is a messenger RNA of Aspergillus japonicus CBS 114.51, 537 nucleotides long. RefSeq lists its product as uncharacterized. NCBI's taxonomy places the organism in Eukaryota, Fungi, Ascomycota, Eurotiomycetes, Eurotiales, Aspergillaceae. Bases 109 to 498 code for a protein of 129 amino acids. The transcript has a single exon. The record is from RefSeq and is a predicted model, not a curated record.
GUCAGCGUCCUGUGAUAAUACCCCUGACGCGUUUGAGCAAGAUGAUCUUCUAUUCCAGGUGAAGCCUUUGCUUCAGAAAAAAAAAGGGCGUUCUUACAUACCUUUUGUAUGUUUAGACGUCUUUCCAACACGCCGGCCUUUUUAACCCUUUUGAUCUGGAUUAUCCACCUACCUCUAUUGUCCUUAUCCACUCCCGCGUGCAUUGACCAUCUUCUGGUGGUGGUGGUGGUGGUGGUGGUGGUCAUACUUUUGUUUCCCACUCAAAACACACAUACGCACACGCACAACCCUGCACAUUUUCCCUUUUGCACAUGUUUCCCUCCGACUCACGAUACCCUGAUCAUGUCCGUCCAGUACAUUCCAGCCUUUUACUUUGUUUUGCAAUUACCAUCACAGACAGCCUGCAUGCAGCCUGAGGGGUCUUCACCGCCUUGCGUUCACCACGUUCUGCCCAUGCAGUGGUUUCCAUUGUGUUACGAUUUGGAGAUAGAGAUCUAGGGCUACAACUCGAAUCGAAGUGACAGACUCCGACUUCCC